CAACAACUCACAAUUUUUCCCAUUUGCCAAGAUUGUCAAAAUGGAUUCGGAUAAUCCAAAAUAUCGAGGCGACAUGCCGACAAAUCCAACUCUGACCGAAGUCUUCAACCGAAACAAGUUGCGACACUGUUCUUUGGAACUGUCCUCCAAUAAGCCUGUUCCUCUCGAUGUAUUUGAAGGGUUGAAAGUCAAUUUCUGUUCCGUAAUUUGGUUGGGAAGUUACGAUACAAAACCCGAAGAGAUUGCAUCUAUGAAACUCGCUAAAGAUCUGAUAUCCAGAGGACACACGGUAGUUUUGCACGUGACUGCGCGAAAUAACACCAAAAAUUCGCUUUCGAAAGUUUUGGACUACGCCAAAUUUAUUGGUGUGAGGAAUUUGUUAUGUCUACGAGGAGGUUCUCAGGAGUGCAAGCUUCAAGAAUCAAAAUACGAUUUUCCCCACACUCCGGACAUGUUGAAGUACAUAAAAGCGAACUAUGGCGAUCAUUUCGAGAUUUGCGUUGCCGGAUUCCCUUACAAACAUCCCGAUUCGAAAACUCUUGAAGAUGAUAUGAAGUUUUUGAAAGAAAAAUGUGACGCAGGAGCAAAGUACAUAAUCACCCAAGCGGGAUUCUCCUACGAUAUUUACAAACAGUUCCUUACCACUAUAAGAAAAAACAAGAUCAACUUGCCAGUGAUACCAGGGGUUUAUGUGAUACAGUCGGUGGUGGAUUUUUGUUUGCUCAAAAAGUUAUGCAAAGUGCCCCAAGACGAUCCGGCUAUAGAAUUCGUGAAGGAAAAUAAAGAUAAGGAUGAUGAAAUAGCUGCUUUCGGCUGGAAGCUAUCCACCGAAAUAGUUAAAAAGUUAAUUCAAGAUACGGAUUUUCUGCCACCUCAUAUUUUCUCCAUGAACGAAUUCAGAGCUAUCGAGAAUUUUUUGAAAAGUCUACGGGAACAUAAAUGACAGUAUUCAUCUCCAUCUGUAAUCUUAUGUUCUAUGGACAUAAGUGUACCCAGUAUUUUGGCCAAAAUAAACACUAUUUGCACAACAA
Messenger RNA from Coccinella septempunctata (seven-spotted ladybird), 1031 nucleotides. Its product is annotated as methylenetetrahydrofolate reductase-like. Gene Ontology annotation, biological process: tetrahydrofolate interconversion. The record is from RefSeq and is a predicted model, not a curated record. Bases 41 to 943 code for a protein of 300 amino acids. Gene Ontology annotation, molecular function: FAD binding; methylenetetrahydrofolate reductase [NAD(P)H] activity. Lineage: Eukaryota; Metazoa; Arthropoda; Insecta; Coleoptera; Coccinellidae. The transcript has 3 exons. Gene Ontology annotation, cellular component: cytosol.